Toxotes jaculatrix (banded archerfish) is the source of this 3241-nucleotide messenger RNA. It is a transcript of the gene vcam1b, whose product is annotated as vascular cell adhesion molecule 1b. The transcript is spliced from 10 exons. The record is from RefSeq and is a predicted model, not a curated record. Gene Ontology annotation, biological process: cell-cell adhesion. Gene Ontology annotation, cellular component: membrane. Bases 115 to 2583 code for a protein of 822 amino acids. Lineage: Eukaryota; Metazoa; Chordata; Actinopteri; Toxotidae.
AACAUCGACACAAAAGAGACAUCGCUCCGUUCUCCAUUCAUCCAUUCAUCCUCUCAUCCAUUCAUCCCCACAUCCAUCCACCAGACACCAGUCUGUGGUUUGAAUCCUCUGAGCAUGGACAUGUCUCUGCUGUUUGUCUGCAGGAUCUUCAUUCAGCUCAUCCCAGCUGUGUUGCUGAUGUGGCCGUGGUCCGUUCAGGGUCUGCGUGUGAACAUGUUUCCCAGAGAGCCUCUGUUCACACUGGGGGAGCGCCAGAUGCUGGUCUGCUCAGCUCAGGACUGUCCUGUGACGCCAAGCUUCGCCUGGUCUCUGCUGGACGAUCGGCCUCUGACCGCCUCCAUCAGAACCAACGGGACCCGGUCUGUGGUGACCUUUGACCCUGUAAUGAUGGAGCAUGAAGGAGCUCUGCUGUGCAGCGUCAGCUGUGCAGCAGAAAAGAGGCAGACCAAAGCAUUUGUGCAUGUUUACUCCUUCCCAUCAGACCCUGUGAUCCAAGGCCAGGACCAACUGAGACUGGGGGUGGAGUCCAUGCUGACCUGUCAGGUGUCUGAUCUUUACCCUGCUGAGCAGCUGAACCUCACCUGGAUCAGUGGGGACAGAGUCCUGCAGAGCAUUGUUGGAGAUCCUGGAUCCAGCUCUGUCUGGUCUGAAUACAGGUUCACUCCUCAGAACCAAGACUCAGGAACCAACAUCAGCUGCAGGGCCACGCUGAACCUGCCAAACCUGCCAAUUGACAGCAGGACCAGAGAGACCACCAUCCUCUUAAACGUGCCAUAUGCUCCUGUCGUGACAUCGAUCUCAGACACGGUGUUGGUGAUGGCCGGCUCUGAGAUCACGCUCAACUGUUCAGCGGAGGGGAACCCCCAGCCGACCAUCACUUGGAGCUUCAGAACAACAGAUGGUCAGUCUCUGUGGCGAGGUCGAGGUCAAGGCCCUCAGCUCGUCCUCACGGCCGUGAGUCUGUCUGAGGCCGGACGCUACGAGUGUGAAGCCCGAAACAGUGAAGGAAAACAGACGGCUGCUGUGGAUGUCAUUGUUCACGGUCCACCCACCAACACCUCCAUCUCUGUGAGUCCAGGUGAGGAGGUGGUGGAAGGUCAGCAGGUCACAAUUACCUGCCGCUCAGAUGCAGCUCCGCUCGCCAUGCUGGUGCUGACGAAGGAAGGGGUGAGGCUUCAGAGGACUAACAUCGCCUCCUCCUUACUCUCCUUCAGCCUCUCUUCCGCCCACCUGGAAGACUCCGCCCUCUACCAGUGUGAAGCCUCCAACCAGUACGGAUCCCAACUGGUCUCCAGCUCCAUCAGUGUCAGAGCUCACCCCCUGCAGGUGGAGGUGAGUUCUCGGGUCUCAGUAGCAGAGCGGGGUUCAGCUCUGGUCCUGACCUGUAGAGCGUCCGGAUGUCCCCACCUUCCCACCUUCACCUGGAGGAGAAUGGACCAGAACCGGACUGUCCUUCCUUGGACGCAGCAGCAGGACAGGCAGUCCCUGCUCCACCUGUCGGACCUGGACCUCCAGGAUCAGGGAGGAUACAGCUGUGAGGCCAAGUGUGACUCUGUCAUCAGGACCACAGACACCCAGGUCAUCAUCUACUCGUUUCCAUCUGAUCCAGUUGUGAAGGAUCCUGGUCCCGUCAUGCUGAGCCAGGAGGCGGUUUUUCACUGUGAUGUCAUUAAUGUCUUCUCGACCAAUCAGCUGACGAUUCGGUGGCUGUCGGGGAACACAACACUGAUGUUAGAGUCCUUCGGGAUCUCCGGUUCUUUACAGAACGUCUCGUCUGUUCUUCAGCACCAGAUCAUGGGGAACCAGCAGGUUCUGACCUGCAGAGCGGAGCUUCUGAUGGAGCACAGAAACAUGUGGAUGUCUAGGGAGACUACCGUCCCUCUGCAGGUCCACUAUGCUCCAAGGAAAACCUCCAUCUCUGUGAGUCCAGGUGAGGAGGUGGUGGAGGGUCAGCAGGUCACAAUCAUCUGCCGUUCAGAUGCAGCUCCGCUCACCACACUGGUGCUGAAGAAGGAAGGGGUGGAGCUUCAGAGGGCUGACUCUGCCUCCUCACUCUCCUUCAGCCUCUCCUCCGCCCAUCUGGAAGACUCCGCCCUCUACCGGUGUGAAGCCUCCAACCAGUACGGAUCCCAACUGGUCUCCAGCUCCAUCAGUGUCAAAGCUCCUCCGCGAAACACCACAGUCCUCGUCCUGCCGUCUACAGAGGUCCAGGAGGGACAAAAUGUCACCGUCUGCUGCCGAACCACGAGCUUCCCGCCAUCAGCCAUGAUCCUGAAGAAACUGAGAAAUGGGACAGAGAUAUAUUCCCUCAAUGGCACCUUUCUAUUGGUCAACGUCACAGCCAGAGACUCAGGGCUGUACCAGGUCAACGUGACCAAUGACCUUGGUUACCAGGUCAAGGUCUUCAGCAUCAGAGUCACAGAGAGAAGCUCCGGCCUUCCUUCCAGUCACAGCGUCGUCCUCAUCCCAAGCAUCUGCGCCGCCGCUGGGGUCGCAGCUGCUGCUCUGUUCCUCGACUACCUGAGGAGAUCGAGGAAGAAGGGCUUCUAUCAGCUGCACCAGUCUGCUCCACACUCGGCCUGAGCUGGACUACCAAGCUGUGACUUCCAUGUCCCUAGAAUUUGGCAGCUGUCUCCCAAAGUGUGGCUUCUAAAGUACAUUUCACUCCAACACACAGCUCUGAAGGCCCAGAUACGGCUGUGAUGUCCCUGCUUGUGGCUACCAUUUCCCAACAUGUGGCUGCUGAGUUCCGUCAUUUGGCUUCUGAAUCCCAGUGUGUGAUGAGUAUGUGCUAUUUGCCAAGUUCCAGUAUGUGGCUAUCACAUACAAACAUGUGACUUUCAGAUCCCAACACACGAGUCCAUCCUGAGAAACACAGAUGGCCGUUACCUGCCGCUCAACAACGAACCGUCUGAACAGCCAUAAAAUCUCCAUCUGUACUCGUCAGUGCUCGUCUGUCGGCUCCUAGCAGCUUCGCAGCUUAUUUUUCUGCUGAAUCAGCGACUUUUUAGUGGGUGAACUGUCCCUUUAACUGCCUGAAGACUCAAACUGAAACUUUUCCUCUUCCAAUUAAGUUGUACAGUGUCUGAGUUUGGUACUGCUGUAUCUUCAGUUGUUAUGUGCUCCAAACAGAACCACAUUGUUCCUGUGGGUCUGUGUUUAUCUUGGAUAGGCUGCUGUUCUUACUCCAACGUGCUGGAUGUACAGUUUCCACUCUCUGUUUGUAUUAAAGCUAUUUAUU